AUGCAUUAUCGAGUGGUUGCUACAAUAUUGCUGCUGGCAGCCAAGUCGGCCAACGCGCACUCAUUUGUUGAACAACUCACAAACAUCGCGUCUGAUGGCUCUUAUGUUUCCUGUUUUGGCUAUCCACGAGCGUUUGUAGACAAAUCUGCUGACGCCAAAUUUGAUCAAGAGGCCAACAAAUGGCUCCUGCCGCCGGCAGGCGGCCCGCCCUUCAUCAACGAAACGCAUCUGCUUUGCCAUCCGUCUCAACAGGUCCCCAACCAAGCAGGCAGUUUCUCUCGUCUGCAAACCAGGCCAGGAAGUAUGAUCGCUUUACGUUACGCUGAGAAUGGCCAUGUAACCAUGCCUGGAGGCGGACUCAAUCUUGUGGGGAAGCCGAAGAAAGGAGGCACAGUGUUCGUGUUUGGUACAAAGCAGCCACGGCCUGGUGAAACUCUUCAAAAUGUAAUGCAUUGGACACGUGAUGGCAAGGGUGGUGACCAAUCUGGCCGACUACUGACUGCCCAAAACUUUGAUGAUGACAGGUGCUACCAGCUUAGUGACGAUAGUAUAGUAUUGGGUAAAGCUCGCCGUUUGCAGACACCCAACCCAAUCCCUGGACAGCCAGGCUCAGAUCACGAACUUUUCUGCGAGACGAAUGUAAGACUGCCAGGCGAUAUCACUGUCGGCCAGCCUUACACCCUGUAUUGGGUGUGGCAAUGGCCAACAGCACCUCAGCAGGAACGUGAGCCACUACAUGGGAAGGACGAGUACUACACAUCGUGUAUUGACGUGGAUGUUGUC
Molecule: messenger RNA, 783 nt
Organism: Bipolaris maydis ATCC 48331
Lineage: Eukaryota; Fungi; Ascomycota; Dothideomycetes; Pleosporales; Pleosporaceae
Source: RefSeq, a predicted model, not a curated record